Ricinus communis (castor bean) is the source of this 1599-nucleotide messenger RNA. Its product is annotated as ribose-phosphate pyrophosphokinase 4. Bases 133 to 1356 code for a protein of 407 amino acids. Gene Ontology annotation, cellular component: cytoplasm; ribose phosphate diphosphokinase complex. Gene Ontology annotation, biological process: 5-phosphoribose 1-diphosphate biosynthetic process; purine nucleotide biosynthetic process. The transcript is spliced from 7 exons. Gene Ontology annotation, molecular function: magnesium ion binding; ribose phosphate diphosphokinase activity. The record is from RefSeq and is a predicted model, not a curated record. NCBI's taxonomy places the organism in Eukaryota, Viridiplantae, Streptophyta, Magnoliopsida, Malpighiales, Euphorbiaceae.
CGGGGCUCUUUUGCUGUAACACAUAAAACGUGCUUUUAUGUACCAGCUCUAUCUGCAGCCCCAGACGGUAGUCGUUUCCGAUUCUCCGGACACACUAACGAAAAUCCGCACGUAUAGCUAACUCCGCCACAAAUGACGGCCACCUCGCCACUCAGAAACCCUUUAAACACCAUCACAACCACCACCAAAGCAAGCUCCGCCGCCAAAAGUCCAAAACUUUCAUGUUUUCUUCAAGUCAACAGACCAUCAAAAUCCAAAAUUCUGACGGUUAAGUGCGAUAAUAAUCAUCCUCAAAAUUUAAGCUUAAAAUUUCUAUCGGGAACUGAUCACAUUAUACAAAGUUCCUCUCUUUCACUUUCAAAAUCAGUUUCAAUGGCUGCCGCGUCAGCACAAGAAUCAGCUUCAAAAACCAUGAAAAGAGUCUGCCUUUUUUACUGUGACGAGACGAAAGCUUUAGCUGAGCGUGUCGCCGCCGAGUCAGACGCCAUUGAGCUCCGGGCAAUCACUUGGAGGAAAUUUGAGGACGGGUUCCCCAAUUUAUUUAUACCAAAUGCGCAAGCUAUUCGAGGGCAGCAUGUAGCUUUUCUCGCAUCAUUUAGUUCACCACAAGUGAUUUUUGAGCAACUUUCUAUAAUUUAUGCAUUGCCCAAAUUGUUUAUCUCUUCUUUCACUUUGGUCCUUCCUUUCUUUCCUACUGGUACCUCUGAGCGUAUGGAGGAUGAAGGAGAUGUUGCUACUGCGUUUACUCUUGCUAGGAUUUUAUCUAACAUACCCACUUCAAGAGGAGGCCCUACUAGCUUAGUCAUUUUCGAUAUUCAUGCUUUGCAGGAGAGAUUCUACUUUGGCGAUAAUAUUCUACCUUUCUUUGAGAGUGGAAUACCUUUGCUUAAAAAUCGGCUCCAGCAACUCCCUGAUUCUGACAACAUAGCAAUAGCUUUUCCUGAUGAUGGUGCAUGGAAACGGUUUCACAAUCAGUUGCAGCAUUUUCCCAUGAUUGUUUGUGCUAAAGUUCGGGAAGGUAACCAAAGAAUUGUGCGUAUCAAGGAGGGGGACCCUCAAGGAAGACAUGUUGUAAUUGUUGAUGAUUUGGUUCAAUCAGGUGGCACGCUUAUUGAAUGCCAGAAAGUUUUAGCUGACCAUGGAGCAGCAAGAAUAAGUGCCUAUGUCACUCAUGGAAUUUUUCCUAAUAGGUCAUGGGAACGCUUUGAAUUUGAUAAUGGAGGCCAUCCGGGGAAUGGGUUGACCUACUUCUGGAUUACAGAUUCUUGCCCAUCCACAGUGCGAGAGGUGAUGAAUAAACCACCGUUUGAAGUUCUUAGCCUUGCCAGUUCCAUAGCAGCUGCACUUCAGAUCUAAUAGCAUCUAAUCAUCUCCGACAUAAAUUACAAGCGGUGGAAAUUGUUGAUAUUUGAGUUUUUUGGUUUUUGUUGUUAUUUUGCCCUCAAUCUCGUAGUUUUUUAUUUUGAUUGUAAGUAAACAUCCAUAAAAAUUUGGCAUUUGAAAUUUCAUGGCUGCAGAAUGUAAAUUCAUUUGAUCCUCGGUGAAAUAAAAAUGUUUUUGCCAGAGCAUGGAAACGUCAUACCUGGAAAAACUCUCAUA